AUGUCGACGACUACUACUCUAGUCCAGCGCAAGCCCACUCCUACCCAGACUCAGAAUGAUGAGUCCAAGAGUGCCAUCGAGCGACUAUCGCAUGGCGUGACUAUUUCCGGGAUCCCAUCGUUUACUUCAAUCGAAAAGAAGCGCCACUGGAUGCUGGAGCAUAUGGCUGGUGCAUUCCGAGUAUUCGCCAGAAAAGGGUUCGCGGAAGGCCUUGCAGGACACAUCAGCUUGAGAGAUCCUGAGCAUGCGGACUGCUUUUGGACAAACCCAUACGGGAAACACUUUGGCCUUAUUAAAGUUUCAGACCUGAUUCUUUUGAAUGAAAAUGGCGAGCCCGUCGGAGGCGCUACCCACCUUCCAGCCAACGCAGCAGGAUUUGAGAUUCAUUCCCACUUGCAUAAAAGGUACCCGCACGUCAAUGCAGCAUGCCACACGCACUCAAAGUACGGUAAGGCAUAUUCUGCAUUCGGCAGGAGGUUGGAGAUGAUUAAUCAGGAUGCCUGUGAUUUUUAUGGGGAUGCACAUGCCGUCUAUCCCGAAUUUGGAGGUGUCGUGCUAUCGGACGAGGAGGGUGCAAAACUAGCUGAAUGCCUGGGGCCAAAGGGCAAGGCUCUCAUCCUCCAGAAUCACGGACUACUCACCGUUGGUCAAACCGUUGAUGAAGCGACGUAUCUUUAUACGUUGAUGGAACGAUCCUGUGAAGUGCAACUCCUUGUAGAUGCUGCAGCGGAGGGAAGUGGAAAGGCCAAGAAGUUCGCGAGUGACCAGGCUUGCGAGUUCACCUUCAAGGCCGUUAGCGAUCCCGAGGCCCUUUAUUGCGCGUUCCAGCCCGAUUACGAAAUGGAGAAGGCACUAACCAACGGCGAUUUCCUGGACUAG
Penicillium arizonense is the source of this 879-nucleotide messenger RNA. RefSeq lists its product as uncharacterized. Gene Ontology annotation, cellular component: cytoskeleton. NCBI's taxonomy places the organism in Eukaryota, Fungi, Ascomycota, Eurotiomycetes, Eurotiales, Aspergillaceae. The transcript has 4 exons. The coding region runs from base 1 to 879 and encodes 292 amino acids. The record is from RefSeq and is a predicted model, not a curated record. Gene Ontology annotation, molecular function: actin filament binding.